CACCUUUUAAUAACUUUGGAUCUAAAUAGUGAUAAUCAUCAGUUUCUCCACCAGUCCUACAUUCCAUAAGCUGCUCAACAAUUCUAGUAACCGGCUUUCUAUUGCACUUUGUCUCAAGCGAAACUCAAGAAGAUCCCGAAGCUCGAUUUUUUUUGUCACCAUUUAGUUCAAAGUGCUUUACAGUUAAAAACGAAUGUCCAAAUGAAAAUAUCACACUAUAUUUAUAUAGAGAAGAUAUUCAAGAUUCUCCAUAUAUACUUGACAUCAAUUCCAUAAAAGAUGCACCGAUAGAUAAAAAUCUUCCAAUAAAAGUGUUGAUUCAUGGUUACACUGGACAUCGUGACUAUUCUCCAAAUACGGAAAUUAGACCAGCUUAUUUUUCUGUUGGUGAUAUGAAUAUCAUUAGUUUGGAUUAUCAUCCACUUGUGGAAGAAGGAUGUUAUCUUCAAGCUGUCGUAAAUUUAGAGACAGUUGGACAUUGCAUUGCUGAUGUUUUGGAAGCUGGAAUUGCUGCUGGAAAAAUAGAAUUAAGUCAAUUACAUAUUAUCGGAUUUUCAUUAGGCGCUCAUGUGGCAGGGUUUAUUCAAAAGUAUAUGAAGUCUGGAAAACUUCCAAGAGUAACAGGAUUAGAUCCAGCUUUACCAUUGUUCUAUCUUAAAGAAAAUGGUCGAGAACUUAGCAAGGACGAUGCUGAGUUUGUCGAUAGCAUUCACACAAAUACGGGAUUAGCAGGAAAAAUUUUACCAGUUGGAGAUAUAGAUUUUUAUUGCAAUGGUGGAGUUAUUCAGCCUGGAUGUCUAAUAUCUAAUUACUCCAGUCUAAUAAGUUGCGACCACAACCGUGCUCCCUUGUAUUACGCUGAAUCAAUUUACUCAAAGGUUGGUUUUUACGGCAUCGAAUGCUCGGACUACGUGUCGUUUAGGAAAGGUCGCUGCGACAAAAACGAUGUGGUCAUCAUGGGAGAAUAUACACCAUCUGAUGCUCGAGGUAUAUAUUAUGUAGAAACCAGUGACCAAAAACCAUUUGCUCUGGGAAAACCAAAAAACAGCAAAAGACAGGGUGGAGUACCCGGAACAAAAGAAGUGAAAAGAGAAGCCAUACACCGUGUCAGGAAACGACAAGCCAAACGACGUCACUUCCCCAUCAAAUGA
This is a messenger RNA of Ctenocephalides felis (cat flea), 1151 nucleotides long. RefSeq names its product endothelial lipase-like. The transcript has 8 exons. The coding region runs from base 393 to 1151 and encodes 252 amino acids. Gene Ontology annotation, molecular function: lipase activity. NCBI's taxonomy places the organism in Eukaryota, Metazoa, Arthropoda, Insecta, Siphonaptera, Pulicidae. The record is from RefSeq and is a predicted model, not a curated record.